Molecule: messenger RNA, 2724 nt
Organism: Cricetulus griseus (Chinese hamster)
Lineage: Eukaryota; Metazoa; Chordata; Mammalia; Rodentia; Cricetidae
Source: RefSeq, a predicted model, not a curated record
CGGGUCAAGCCGCGGGAGGAGGCAGUUCCUGCGCAGAGAACCGAACCGGCCCACGUGAGUCAGGCCGCCCCGCCCAGCCACGCAGACGCCGGUGGACCCUGCAGUCAGGCCAGGCUGGGCGAGCGGUGCGGAGACCACACAGCCACAGCGACGCUACGACGCGUGCACGCACAGGCCGAGGAACCCGCGCUCCCCCGCUGCGAGGAACCGUAGGCAGUGUUGCAGGAGCCGGAGCCUCGAGGCCACCAGAUGUUCGCUGCCAUCCAGCCAGGGCUUGCAGAGGGGGCCCAGUUCCUGGGGGGCCUGCCUCCUGGAAUAUGUCAACCAGAGCUCCAACCAGACAAUAAUUCCAACUUUGUGGACAGUGCUAAGGAUGCCAAUAAGAACUGGCAUGGUGUGCCAGGCAAAGUGGAACCCCUCCUGAGGAGUUCCUCUGAGUCACCCUCUGACAACCAGGUCUUCCAAGCCACUGGGCUCCUCGAGGCGGGAGUCCGAAGCCCCCCGGAGGGUGCAGAGAUCUGUGGUGCUGAGCCUGAGAAGUCGAGUGGUGCCAGCAAUGUCUGCUCUCCUCUGGAGGACAUUGGCUAUGCCAGCAGUUCCUUGAGCAUCGACAGCCUUAGCAGCAGUCCAGAGCCUAUCUGUGAGACUCCUCGAGGCCCGAGCCCUCUGGAUCCCCUUCUGCCCUCUGUGGCCCGGGCUGUGCAGCAGCUGCAGGCUCAGGAGCGCUACAAAGAGCAGGAGAAGGAGAAGCACCAUGUACACUUGGUGAUGUACCGUCGCUUGGCACUGCUUCAGUGGAUCCGGGCUCUCCAGCACCAGCUGGUUGACCAGCAGGCCCGACUGCAAGAGAGCUUUGACACCAUCCUAGACAACCGAAAGGAACUUAUCCGCUGUCUCCAACAGAGGGAAGCACCUUGCAGGCACCAGGACCAUUGCUAAGGCUGUGCACAAGUGUGUGUAUUUGCAGGCCGGUGUGUGGUUAUGCACAAGUAAGUAUGUAUUAGUUGGCAUGAGUGCAAGUAAACAUAAGUAUGUAUGUGCUAACAUGUAGGCAUAUGUGGAUGAAGUUAUAUGUGUUAUGUGUAGCAUGUAUGUUUAUGUAUGCAUGUGUGGCUAGGUGCCUAGGAAUAUGUAUAUAUUCCCCAAAUAAGAUAUACAUGCAAAAGAGUUGUAUGCAUAUGUAUCAGUUAAAUAUAUAGGCUUAUAUUGGGUGUGAAUGAACCUUUGUGUGUUGAGAUUUAUAUGUGCCAGUGCUGGCAUAAGAAGCAUAUGUUAGGAACAUGUGUAUUUGCAGAGAGACGUAAGAUCAGAUGUGUGCAAAUAUCUGUUGAAUUGUACCUGAAGGACAUCCACCCAUCCCCUAUGUUUCCAAAGUCUACCCCAGCCUUAUUCUUUCCUGGAGUUUCCUAGGCUACCUUCUAUCCCUUCACCUCACUUAACCUUGCUCUGUCUGCUAAGAUCGCUGUCUCUAAUGUUGGCUUUUGGUAAGAGCUUUUUUUAUUUGGGGGUAGUUGCUUUUUGUUUUGCUUAUUGCAGUACAAGGGAUUGAGUCCAGAGCCUUGUGUAUGCUAGGCAAAUAUCUUACCACCGAGCUGCACCCCUAGCCCCUGUUAAGAGGCUUUAUUGGCUGCUCUAGCCUUCCUUUGCACACUUGCUGCUGUUUGGUGGGGGCAGUUGGUGGAAAAUGGGUACCAGGGAGGGAACUGGCAGGCAUGGAGGAAGGGAUAAGGAAAGAUAUAAGGAACUGUCUUCAAGGGAUGUGGUGGCGUACACCUUUAAUUCCAGCACUCAGGAGGCAGAGGCGGGAAGAUCUCUGUGAGUUCCAAGCCAGCCUGGUCUGCAGAUCAAGUUACAGCCAGGGCUGUGCAGAAAAAUCCUGUCUCAAAAAAAAACAAAAAAGAAAAAGAAACUAUCCUCUUGACCCCUCUUUGGCUCCAUGGGAGGUGGGGGGUGGGAGAGAAUGAAGAUGGUAGAUCUCUCUGAAGAACAGAAGAAUGGAAUUCCAGAGCACACCACAUUAUCCCACUGUGAGGAGAGGCUGAACACCAUGUUAAUUUAAGUUUCUGCUGAAGGGUACUGUGUGUAUGUAAACAUGCAGGUAUAGACCAGAGGCACCAAGGCUGUCAGGGCGCUGGGAGGAAAAUUCCCUUCUCUUCACCUCCCCCUUACUGCCUACCUCACUUUAGCAACAAUGAAUGUCCAAUUGUUUUGGUUCAUUUUUUCUGAAAUCUGACUGUCCAGAGGAGCCAGAGCUCAGUUUUCCAAGCAGGCAGAGGGCAGUGUCAGCCCAGCCUCCUGAAGCUCUUGGAAUGGUUGGCUAUACUUUUUUUCUGCAUUACCCCUUUGAACAGGGAUGGACAGGCCCCAGCAGAGGCUUCAAGCCUUGGAGAUGAAUGCAUAUUGGGUCAACCAAUAAUUAAGGUAGUAGAGGCUUUUGUUUUGUUUCUGGGUGCCAAGAGAAUGCAGGGUCCUAGUGGGUGAGCGAUGACAUGAAGAGGGGAAUGGUGGCAGAGACACAGAAAGCACAGAUGGUGCCUCUGGCCCUCAGUCUCCCCACCUGCAAAGUGGGGGCCCUUCCACUCUAUCUCCAAAGAGUUUCAUCCUCAAUGGGUUGGUGGGUGAAAUGUGGGCCCGGGGGACUUCUAUAGUUCUUGCAUGUUGAAUGUGAACCUGGCCUCUGGACCAAUCCUGGAUAAAUAAACUAAGGCAGAAAAUUAAAUUGAG